AUGUUACGUUCAAGUAUUGCAUUGAUUGCCAUCUUUGUAGCGUUAGCAGGUUAUACAAACCUCGUCAAAGCACAAAAGAAACCAACUUUUAACGUUACAAAUUUACCCGAUAAAUGGGAAAAAGAUCAAUACGGAUCAAACAAAUGUGAAAAAUGGAAGCCAUCAAGUAACGAAAGUUUAUGUCAAAACGUUUUCAUUAAUUCAGUUCAAGAUUUCUGUUUGUGGGGUCCACCAAAAGGUCAAGAAGAAAUUGGUGAUGAUGAAGCAAUCGUGGUUAGUUAUUGCACAAAGAGUGGUUAUGGUACCCGUUUGAUUCCCGAAGGUACACUCAAAGGAGCUCAUUUUAUCAAAACGAAAAAUUUCGUUCAAGUUACCGGUUAUGGUAAUUUCACUUCAAUUCACAUCAAAGCCAAAAAUCAGGGUGGUGAAUUAGAUCCUCACGGAGCUGAUGGCCGUGGUAAUCCACACGGUGGCUUAGUCUACACCCGUAACGCCAAAGGACAUGAAGGCAAAUGGCUUCAAAUUAAAGAAUGGUCAAACUUUAUGAGCGCGACCGAAUUCUCAAUUCGUGGUUGUUAUGGCCAAAAUGCGACUAGCUAUUGCCCCCAUACCUUAGAUACAAUGGGCAGUAGAUUCAAUCAUCCGGGCAAUUAUGAUAAAGGAUCCUUCAGUAAUUGCGAAGCUGAAUCAGGUGAAUUCCCAGCAAUCUUUAACGGCAAAGAAUUCCAUCAAGGUGAUAAACCAGUUCCAAAGCCUCACUUGCCAGGCAAGACCUUCAAUUGUCACAAAGUUGGUCCACCAAAGAAUAAUUUGGCCAAAAAAUUACCUUAUCGUCGUUCGGAACCCGUUCGCUUAGAUUUUGAUAAUCUCAUUUAGGCCACUUCAUCUUUUUCAUAAUGUCCAAUAUCUG
Molecule: messenger RNA, 910 nt
Organism: Meira miltonrushii
Lineage: Eukaryota; Fungi; Basidiomycota; Exobasidiomycetes; Exobasidiales; Brachybasidiaceae
Exons: 1
Coding region: 1-876 (291 amino acids)
Source: RefSeq, a predicted model, not a curated record